Molecule: messenger RNA, 2156 nt
Organism: Solenopsis invicta (red fire ant)
Lineage: Eukaryota; Metazoa; Arthropoda; Insecta; Hymenoptera; Formicidae
Gene: Nsun5
Product: 28S rRNA (cytosine-C(5))-methyltransferase
Exons: 6
Coding region: 204-2015 (603 amino acids)
Biological process (GO): rRNA base methylation
Cellular component (GO): nucleolus
Molecular function (GO): methyltransferase activity
Source: RefSeq, a predicted model, not a curated record
GAUAGGAGCAGAAGCGAAUUAUGGAGGGUGUGAGUGGUGAAACUGGGUGCAACUUGUAUCAAUGAUUAAUUUGGCGCGUGGCGUGCCUUCAAUGGUUUGCGUGUGAUUUUCAGUUUCAUAUUUGCAACGGUUUAUCGAUUAUUGAUUAUUGAUUUAUCUUGUCGAUUAAAAAUAUAAUUUUUCUAUAUCCUGAAAUCCAUAAUAUGUCGAAUGAAUUUGUACAUUCCGUUACGGUCCCACGUAUUUACAAGUGCACAGCCAAUAUCGUACGCCGUGUACGAGAGGAUGGUGCCAGCUUGAAAACUUUGAUUUACGAGAAGAAACAUCCCAAUGUAGCCGGAAUAUACGGUCUUUCGGUGAAUACCUUACGAGCGCUACCUCAGUUAGACCAACUGCUCGACAAGACCCAAAUUCUAAGGGAACAACCGCGUUUAGAUCCUUGGUUAGCCAGAGUUCUCAUAACGGAGCUUUUGUGGCGCAAGGGAUGCCUGAAGAGCGGUUCCAAGCCAGUUUUAACUGUUCUGGCUUAUGAAAACAAGUUACGAGAAGAAUUCAAGAAUCUCGCCCACGUAGAAACCCUCGUUGUUGAUAAAGAAAAAGUGAUAAAACCUAGAUACGUCCGUAUCAAUACUCUUCUAUUAUCAGUGGAAAAAGCCAUUUCCAUCUUUCAGGAGGAUGGAUGGCAAUUACUAUCCAGAAGUACAACAUAUUCUUCAUAUCUACGAUCUUUAUCACAAUUAUCAAAACCAUAUUUUAUACAAGAUUUGCAUAUACCAGAAAUAUUGGUUUUUCCAUCCUCGACACUUUUCCACGAACACAACGGCUAUAGAAAUGGCGAACUUAUUCUUCAGGAUAAGGCUAGUUGCUUCCCAGUACAUUUGUUAGAUCCUGUUCGUGGUUCCGUUGUGUUGGACAUGUGCGCCGCACCCGGCAUGAAAGCUACUCAUGUAGCAGCAAAACUACAAAAUUGCGGGAAAGUUUAUGCCGUGGAGAUUGAUGCUAAGAGAUUUGAAAUUUUAGUCAGUCAGAUAAAAAAGACUCAUUCCUCUUGUGUGGAAUCUCUCAAUCAAGAUGCCUUGACACUCGAUCCAAAGCUAUAUUCACAUGUGGAAUAUAUUCUAGUCGAUCCACCUUGUUCUGGAUCAGGCAUUGUCGACCGACCAAAACAGAGCGAUAUGGAUGGUAAACCUGAAUUAGAGCGUUUGCAAAAUCUACAAUCCUUUCAAGUUUAUCUUCUUAGAUAUGCGCUGUUUAAUUUUCCAAAUGCAAAGAGAAUAAUUUACAGUACAUGUUCUUUACAUCCCGAGGAGAAUGAGGAAGUGAUAGACGAAGUUCUCGCCGAUAUUGGUAACGCUUAUCGUUUGUUACCAGUUAGACAAUUGCUCAAAAAUAAUUGGAAAAACUUCAGCUCAGCGAAAUACAACUGCGGGGAUACAUGUUUGUAUUCAAAACCAGAUGAUGAUUUUUGUAAUGGGUUUUUUGUAGCAGUAUUCGAGAGGAACUUUGAUGUGACAUUGCCAAAAUGCAAAUCCAAAGGGGGUAACGAAUAUAAAAAUCUAAUAAAGGCUAAUUUGAAUGUCGAGAAAGAUAGCAUGACGAAAACAGCCGCGUAUAAGCAAGACGGAAAGAAGAAAAAAAUUUUAAUGCCUCAUGAAUUUGAUGAAAUGAGGAUAUCGAAGAAUACUGUUGAAGUUAUAGUACCUGAAAUAAAAAGCGGAGUAAAGACAAAAAAGAAUAAGAAAGAAGUAGAAAAAAUGGAUGCCAGCAGCGAUUUAUGCAGUUUUAAUCGUGAAUUAACAUCGAAUGAAUCGAAAGAUAUACAAAACAAGACAUUAAAAGACAUGGAAACGAGAAAAUCAAGGAAGAAAAGAAAAUUAAAGGAUAAAAAUGUACUGAAAAUAAAAAAAGAUAAGAAAAUGGUGGAAGCUGAUUAUGAUGAAGAACAACAAAAUUCGGAAACUAAAAUUGAACUGUCGAAAAUAAAAGAAGAAAAAAGGAUGAAAAUAAAGAAAUAAUCAAAAUGGAUGAAAUUUAUUAAAAAAAGAAAGAAAGAAAAAAGCAAAGUAAAAUAGCUGUAACUGAAUUAUCAAAGAAGAGAAAAAGAAGUAACAAAAGUUGUUGGAUAAGAAUAAAUAGUGUCAAAUGAGGAAAAAGAA